AUGGUGGUGGUGAUUGAAGAUAGUGGUGAUGAUGGUGGUUAUGAUGAUAAUGAUGAUGAUGAUGGUGGGAGUGAUGGUGAUUAUGAUGAUGGUGGGAGUGAUGGUGAUGAUGAUGAUGAUGACGAUUGUGGUGAUGAUGAUGGUGGUGGUGAUUGAAGAUAGUGGUGAUGAUGGUGGUUAUGAUGAUAAUGAUGGUGAUGCAUGGUUAAAGUGACAGUGGUUGUAGUGGUAGUAGUGAUGGUAUUGUGGUGAUAAUAUUUUCGUUUAUGAUUUAUUAUAUUUUUACCUUAAUUUUGUUUACAAACAAAUAUUCCUUCUGGUAGAUCUCCUAUGUUGUGGUGCAGUGCUAUUCCCAGUAAUAUGGUAAAGUUACAAAUAACUCGUACAGUACACGUCUGAUUAAUGUAAAUUAGUGCACUGCCAAUGACUUAGUACGUUGUUCUGUUUUGUCAGGGCUAUCAGACAUCUCAAGGAAGCCUCGCAGACUGAUGGAAAAGGUUGGAAAAACUUUUUAUGCGAAACGUUUGUUGUUAAACGUAACGUUUGAUGUUAAAACGACUGCGUAUUUUCUAAGGAAUGAAUCUUGAAUCUUUUUCAUUUUGUGUUUCUACAGCGGCUGUGAAUCUUGCUAAACUCAAAUUAUUCCGACAGUUUUACAUCAUGGUAAGACAAUUUUAUUAAGCAAAAACGACUUGUCCAUUUUAUGAAGCCAAAACUGAAACACUGGGAUUAUAUACCAUACAUAUUUAUCUUUUUCUUUAGAUUGUCUGUUACAUCUACUUUACAAGAAUAAUUGUUCAAAUAGUGAAGGUACUUACCGUAUACCUGUGAGAUUUCUACAAUGUGCUUUCUGAAAUGUUCUCCUAAGUAAUAUAGGCUUUCUAUUAAAUUAUACAGAGCUGCAGUUCGAGAAAGAUACAACUAUCAGCUUAUGUUUUUCUGUAUUGUAUCUCCUUAGGCUGCGUUAAUUCAAGACUUUUAAUUGUACCUGACUGAUACGCCAAUGGUUGUUGCCGCAUAUUUGCGCUAAUACAAACUCAGUACUCAACGUGUAUUUAGUCAUUAAAAUAGGGUUCAUAAAGUACAGGUUUCUGAAAAGUAUGUUCAAACUACGAGGUAGAAUAGAAGCACAAUUGCAAUAUACAAGCAAUCGACUCCAACGUUUCUGAGUGCCAUCAGUCCAAUCAUGUUUCAUGCCAAGAUAUAUGUCAGACACAUGAUAUACCAACUAAAUUACGGUAAUCGAACACAUUGGGCUUGGAAAGGUCAAACUGCGUACAGGUUACACUGGCCGUUUUCACUAAGUUAGUAUUUUAAAUAUUUUUAGAUAACAGUUCCAUUUCAAUAUUUGUGGUUGGACGAGGUAAAUUGUUAAUAGUUGAUAUUCAUUGGUUAGAGUCAAUUCAUUUGAAUAAUUAUGGAUAAAACAAUAAAAAAUAAAGAAUUUAUAGGAUAAAGAAUAAUUAUAGAUAGGAAGAUAAAGGAAUUAUAUUCAUCAUAUAAUUGGUUAGAGUUGAUUCAUUUGUAAAUUCAAUUAUUUGUCCAUUGUGUUUCAGUUUUUCAUGAAUCUGUCAAUGAUGGCCUUGUUUAUCAUGACUGGGUAAGUUCAGCCAUUAAACGGUCACACUCAGCAUUCACUGCAGCCGAAAGUUCUUAUCUUUCUUCAAAUACACUAUUCCUGUUGAUAAGACUGACAACCCCCAUCAGCAUAGCUGUAACCUGCGACUCCAAGAACGCCUGAUCGCAGGUUAGCAGCCAUAGCUGUGGUUAAAUACAUAUGGUGAUUAAAUACAGUAAAUGCCAUUGAUUUAGAUAUAAAUUCCGUCCCGGAUCAGACAAUCCGUAUCUUCAUGUUUCCCAGGACUCUGACGGGGAGGAGAUGGACGAAGUGUAAGUACUGAGAGAAAAUAUCUUCAAACCUUGUAAUACACCCUACCUUUCAUCCUACCAGAAAGUAUGUCACUUUGGGUAUAGAGCCUCGUUUUGACGUUUUCGUGUAUGUGACAUCAGCAAAAGCUAAACAUCUCAAUCACAGAAACGAGGCUUUAUAGCCAAUGUGAUGUACUUUCCGGAUUGUAUUCACUAUUCUUGACUUGCAAUCAAUCCCUUGAGAAUUAGAAGACAAUGGCAUAUGGCGGCCAUGUUGGUGCCAAAUUCAAAAGAAGUUAAUGAGAUUCUUUUGUUGAAAGGGGACCAUCAUUGCAAUUCAAGAAUUGAUGAUCUUGAUUGUUUUCAGUAAAAGAGAUGUUGACAUUUAACUACACUUGUAGGAGCAAGGAAAUUAAACUACAUCACUUCAUUCUAUUUAUUUGCCACCAAACACAAGACUACACAAUGAUGAUGAAAAGAAUAGACCCUUUCAAGGUUAACGACGCCAUAAUGAAACACAAUAGUGCAAGGGGUGCAAACACAAUGGUGAAAACAAUGGAUUCAGGAUGGCGUCCUUAAACUUGGAAGGACAUAUUAACAUUAUUUUCUCACUCUGAUAACUGCAGGUUGACCACCAUCUGCUGUACGAUAGUGCUUAGGGAAACGUGCCUCUAUAUAUCUUGUCUUAUUUUUGUAGGGUGACACAGACUGGACUGACAGAGAACGUGACGCGAGUUCAAAGUAGCAGUGACACCAACGCCGUUUCAAGAGUCAAACUAUCCGCUGCUUAA
Molecule: messenger RNA, 2660 nt
Organism: Paramuricea clavata
Lineage: Eukaryota; Metazoa; Cnidaria; Anthozoa; Malacalcyonacea; Plexauridae
Source: the annotation of a GenBank genome assembly